UCUUCUUCUUAAUUCUUUUUCUCUUCUUCCUCUCAAACUUCUUCGUCUGUAACUAAUUUAUUCUCUCCAAUUAAAGCAAGAAUUCUUAUAUAUAUGUCUAUAUAUAUACAUGUAUAUGCUGCUAGCCUUUCUCUUGAGUCUAUACAAAAUCCAACAACAUCAAUGUUUCCGAAUUAUCACUAAAAAUCUACCAGGGAAAGUAAUCUGAUGAAGAAUUUGCUCUUGCUUCAUUGACCUAAAUAUGCACCGACAAUACUUUGCAUAAGAUGAAUCCAAGUUCAAAGGAAAUUGAGUCUUCAGCAACAAGACAUGAUUCAAUUAAGAUCCCUAAAUCUACUACUACUCCAUCAAGCUCAUCAACAACACCACGGUUAGGGCUAAAGGAUCCGCGGAUUGUGCGAGUUCUUGGAGGGAAAGACAGGCAUAGCAAGGUUCGCACAAUAAGAGGAUUGAGAGACAGAAGAAUUAGGCUUUCAAUUCCUACAGCAAUUCAAUUGUAUGAUCUUCAAGACAGGCUUGGACUCAAUCAACCUAGUAAGGUUGUUGAUUGGUUACUUAAUGCAGCCAAGGAUGGAAUUGAUGAACUCCCUCCUCUCCCAAUUCCACCUGAGCAUUUUGCCCUAACAACACACCAUCAACCAAUUCAUGAUCCUCAUGAGAUUGUUGGUUCCUCGAAGGGAAUUAAUGCAAGAGAAAAUGAAAACAAUGAAGGAAUAUUACUACAUGAUCCCCAACUUACAUUCAUGCCAUCAUAUGGUUCUUUCUAUCCUUUGGAGCCUUCAAAUUUCUCUUCUUUCUCUCAAUCCGCGGCCGGAGGCGACCAUCAUCAUAUUCAGAACUUGAAUGCUCUACCAUUGCCAUCUACAUUGUCACUCUCCUCCGGCGGUGGUGGCGGCGGCUCUCAGAUUUUGGAGACACAACCUUAUUUCAGUAAUAGUGGUGAAAAUGAAUAUUCAAGACUACUAAUCAAUCACCAAGUGAUGAAUCCUUCAAUUGCUCAUCAUCCACAAGGUGUGUACUACUCAUUAGGGCAGUUCAUGAGAGUACCCUUCCAUUUCAGUGUUCCUCCAAGGAUUAAUCUCCAAUCAUCCUCAUCCCCGGGGAAUGAUGUCGGCGGUCAUGAUCAUCAUCAGCCUAAUAAGGGUCAAGAGUUUCAUUCCAAAUGAAACUAAAAAAUAAGGAGAGAAUGAGAUUUAAGGUGAAGAAAUAAGUGAAAGAAGAAGAGCUAGAGAGAACCAUUUGUUGAUGAAGAAACAAGAAGCAUGGCUUGGUGGUUUCAUGUUUUAUCUCAAGAAAGAAGGAAAAAGGUACUACUAGUUAAUUAUUAUUUAAUUAAGAUAUCAGAAACAAAAAGUACAGCUGGUAAAUAUAGUUAGAACUUCUUAUGCUGUAUUAAUAUAUCUAUAGAUAGUCUAUACACCCCA
Messenger RNA from Tripterygium wilfordii, 1424 nucleotides. RefSeq names its product transcription factor TCP13-like. Lineage: Eukaryota; Viridiplantae; Streptophyta; Magnoliopsida; Celastrales; Celastraceae. Gene Ontology annotation, molecular function: DNA-binding transcription factor activity; sequence-specific DNA binding. The transcript is spliced from 2 exons. Bases 267 to 1166 code for a protein of 299 amino acids. Gene Ontology annotation, cellular component: nucleus. The record is from RefSeq and is a predicted model, not a curated record.